GUGAGUUUGCCCAAUGAUUCAUCUCUAUGUCCAUUGUCCACUAGCACUCUCUCUCGAGUCUUUUAUUCUUUAACCACCCCCACCCCACCCCAUCCCUCAGUCCCUCUUCUUCCAGCUUAGUCGGCUCAAAUCCUAAAAGAAUAAAACCCUUCUCUGAAUCUUCUUGUGGUUAUCGGACUUUGCACAAAAAUCUGAAUUGAAGGCCAAUUACUUUCCUGGGCAUUAUUUAUUUUCUUGGGGAAUUAGAAAGUAGUGCAAAAAAGUUGUGUUGUUGUAGAUAAGAGAGUUGUGGAAGCGGGCGGAGAGAUGAAGUGGGGUUAUGGGUCCAGGUCAAGGAGCCGGCACAGCUCUGUGGUGGCGGUGGCGGAGGCGGAGGAGGCGUGUGAGGGGAGUCAAUUUGGUGAUGAGGGGUUGAGGCAGAGUUGCUGGAAUAACAUGCCUAUAGAGCUUUUGAGAGAGGUGUUGCUGAAGAUUGAGGAGUCUGAGGCUAAGUGGCCCAUGAGGAAGAGCGUGGUGGCUUGUGCUGGGGUGUGUAGUAGCUGGAGAGAGAUCAUGAAGGAGGCUGUCCAGACCCCUGAAGCUUCUGCCAAAAUAACCUUCCCAAUUUCAGUCAAGCAGCCUGGCCCAAGAGACUCUCUCAUGCAGUGCUUUAUAAAGCGAAACCAGUCUUCACAAACAUAUAAUCUUUAUCUUAGUUUGACUCAAGCAUUGGCUGAUGAUGGGAAGUUUCUCCUUGCUGCUCGCAAGUAUAGGCGGACCACCUGCACCGACUACAUUAUAUCUCUGCAAGUAGAUGAUAUGUCAAAGGGAAGUGGCACUUAUAUCGGGAAAUUGAGGUCAAAUUUUCUGGGAACCAAGUUCACAGUGUAUGAUGCUUCAUUGGCGCAUGCUGGAGUGAAAAUGGUGAAAAGUAGAUCCACUAGGCUUGUGGCCUUAAAGCAAAUUGCUCCAAGAGUGCCCGUUAGCAACUACGAAGUAGCUCACAUUUCAUAUGAGUUGAACGUGCUUGGAGCCAGGGGUCCAAGAAGAAUGCAGUGUGUUAUGGAUAGCAUCCCAGCUUGUGCCAUUAAACCUGGGGGUGUGGCCCCAACACAGACUGAUUUUCCAGUUAGCAAUAAUGAUUCAUUUUCAACAAUACCGUUUUCCCGAUCAAAAUCAGCCAGUGUGGAGAAAUCUUUAUCUGGAUCCCUGGAGAACCAAACAGAGGGAGCACUAGUUUUGAGAAACAAGGCUCCAAGAUGGCAUGAGCAACUCCAAUGCUGGUGUUUGAACUUUCAUGGACGGGUAACAGUUGCAUCAGUAAAAAAUUUUCAGUUGGUGGCUGCUCCUGAAAAUGGGGUGAGUGGGCCAGAGCAUGAGAAAGUCAUUCUACAGUUUGGGAAAGUAGCCAAGGAUGUAUUUACUAUGGAUUUCCGCUACCCAUUGUCAGCAUUCCAGGCAUUUGCCAUCUGUCUUAGCAGCUUUGAUACCAAGAUUGCUUGUGAAUAACAUGGAUUCAGAGGAACGGAAGGAAAGAUUGUUUGGCAAAACCAAAUAAACAGUCUGAAGUGGUUGCUUGCAUUGCGGAGCUAGCUAGCAUGAUAUGAUGUUAUUCACAAUUUACCUUCAAAUGUUUUCUUAAUACAAAGACUAGUCAGUGAUGGUUGUAUGUUUAAUUAGGGGCAUUGGCUGUUGUUCAUUAAUUUGUCUACAUUACUGUGUAAAUGCAACUUCUUUUUCCUUGACAAUUUAUCUUCAUCCCCACCCCCCAGCUUUGUUAUCA
Molecule: messenger RNA, 1762 nt
Organism: Ipomoea nil (Japanese morning glory)
Lineage: Eukaryota; Viridiplantae; Streptophyta; Magnoliopsida; Solanales; Convolvulaceae
Product: tubby-like F-box protein 3
Exons: 7
Coding region: 307-1488 (393 amino acids)
Source: RefSeq, a predicted model, not a curated record